This is a messenger RNA of Dalotia coriaria, 2704 nucleotides long. RefSeq lists its product as uncharacterized. Bases 61 to 2463 code for a protein of 800 amino acids. The record is from RefSeq and is a predicted model, not a curated record. NCBI's taxonomy places the organism in Eukaryota, Metazoa, Arthropoda, Insecta, Coleoptera, Staphylinidae. The transcript is spliced from 6 exons.
AUGUUGGGUUGUAUACAUUACUUUAUUAUAAAUUUGUAAGAGUUUUAAACCGACGCCAUUAUGGAGGUGAUGGAGGAUGGUAAUCUCAUGGACAAAGUCUUGAUUUUGAUCCAACGUGAUAUGGAAUAUUAUACUGAGAAACAAUCAGUUCUCCAAGAAAAAAUCUGUCCUGGUGUGGUUGGAGGUAAGUUAGACUUUCCUCGGUCGGCGUCUUUUGCCGCUGUGAAACUUGUCCUUUGGUGGGAGGACGAGUUCGUAGCCGCUUACAAGAAGGACUCUGGUUUCCUUCAACAGCAGAAACCCACAAAAGUUUCAAAUGACGAACAUGGCGCUGGUAUUGUUAAAACCUCAGAUCCGGCUAAAUUUACGGCGGCCAUAACGAAAUCCUCUGAUCAACUCCUUGAUCACUUGCAUGUUUUGACUCAAGAGGCGCUUGAUCAUGCUGAUUUAACUGUGUUAACCGGUACUAUCGGUGCGGCAGCGUUGAUUAAAAACUGUCUGUGGUGUUAUGUCCAACGCAGUGAAGGUAAACAAGCCGGUUUAGACGAAUUGCAGAAGUAUCAAAAGAAAUAUCAAGAAAUGGGCGAAGCAUUGGCGGAAAGAUUGCUUGACUUACACUCGCGAUUGUUGUCUUUGUACAUUUUACAAGACUCUGAGGGUUUAGAUUGGGAAAAUGAGCGUGUUUUCUGUGAAUCUGAGCGGGGAUCUUAUGUUAUACAAAUGUGGUGGCUAUACAUGCAAGGUACCAAAGAUGAUCUCUGGAACACUGUCCCUCCCAAAAUGGCGCAGCGUGUCUUUGCAGGCAUGUUAAACGAGUCUUUAACCAUCUUAACAGUAAGAUAUUCACAUGCAAUGCCAUCGAAAGCAAGAAGUCAACUCUACACAGUCGAUAUAUCAAAUUUAUUACUUUGUGUAACAAAACUGUUGCCAGCAAUCUGCAACACAGCCAAUGAGUUCACCGGAAGUCAACUGAACACACAAAACAAAAUGCUGCGUGAUAUUCAUUCAAAGUGUCAGGAAUUAUUAACCUGUCUUUUAUUGCGUGGCAGUGACUUGCAUGUUUUAUACAAAAUGUUCAAGCGAGGUUAUGAUCAGAUAGGUAUACUCAAGCCUAAGCUACCAGGACCAAGUCCCUGGAUCACUUUUACCAUGAAUCAUCUUUAUCCGGAGUUGGACUUAACUUCUGCGAGUUCUUUUAUUGAAUUAUUGGUCCUUUUACCGCAGCCCCAACCAAAUUGGGCGCAGUUGUUGAAAUUCAUCUGUAUGGAUGAAUGUAAAGUCGGGAAAAUCUUCUUGAACGCCGCUUUGAAUGAAUUGAAACCAAAAUGCGGUGUUUUUCUCUGCUCGGGAGAUGGUUCUUGUAAAGGCGUUGACACAACCAGUACCUUUUUGACAAUGAAACAUUAUCAUGAUAUAAUCAUGGCGUUUACAUUUUUGGUGUUAACAAUUGGCAACGAACGUGAAUACAGGCAAUUACUACUAAAAUUCAUAACGAAAGAUGCAACAUGGAUGAAAUCGUUUGAUAAACGCCAUGUUUGGUCCCAGCAACGACCACCUUGGUAUGAAGCAAUCGUCCAAUUAGCGAAACCUUUAAUGAAACCCAUUAGUGAUAUUGUUAUCAAUGCAGUGAAGACUGGUGCGAGCAUGUAUCAAGCAUCAUCGAUUGUUUUGACUGCUUUUACUCAACUAUGGGAUUGCAUAGGACCGGAAUUGUUUAUCAUAUCAAGCAUGCUACAAGAUUUACUGUCAACUAGUGUUGUCCCGAUGGGCAACUCAGUUUUGUUGCAAUUUUUAAUCAGUGGACUGUAUUCGGAACUUUUGGAAAGCUCUACAUCUAAUCCACCAAGCGUGACGAUUCAUUUAGAAGAUGAUAAAGGAAAUAAAGCAAAAGAUAGUUUAUUUGACGGUACAAAGAGUACUCCUGAAGAAAUAGCAUUGGCUGUAGCUGAGGCUCUAUGCGGAAUUGAUGAAGAUAAUAAACAUACAGAGGAAAUCAACGCAUUAUUACAUGAAGCUAAGCGUGCUACAGAAGAUAAUCCGAUGAAUACUGAAGGAAUACGCCGAGCAACUCAUUCUGAUAAUGUUUUAGAAGUAAUGACUAGUUUACUCUUGAGUAGCAAACAAGGCAAGCGAAGUUUAAAGAUUUUGCAUCAUUUUAUGCAAAACAAUGAUGAAUGGUUAAUGGAUAUUCUCCAAGGGAAGUCCACAGAGUUAAAACCAACUUUGGCCAACAAAAAAAGCAAAGGUUUAUUACACACUAUGUUUUACAUCGGCGAUAAACCUUUCGAUGAAUUGUUAAUUGGUAACUGGACACCCAACUGGCAACAAUUGUUCACUGUACCCAUGGGUCUGAACGCGCACCGUGUCGCUGUGCAGAUAUUUGCACGCUGGGAUCUAAAACAUGGUAAUAAUCAGGAAACACUUGUGAAUAUUCAGAAAAUUCUGAAACCCACAAGUGCUUAAUUAGUUUCUUCAAUUGUUAUAUGCAAUGAUCUGCGUUUUAUUGCUUAAUAUCCUUGUGGAGAUCUCUUUUAGAAAGACACCUAGUGAAAUACCCAUGCCAAUCAUCCAAAAACCAAAACACCCUUUCAAAUGAUUCAUGUUUAAGUCAAUAUUGACAUUUCCCUCUUUGUAAUAUUUUAUUUUCUGUUGGAAAGUCAUUUCUCCAAUCGCUCUUAAACACUACAAUCAUUUUUGAAUCACA